AAAAAAAAAACACACACACACACAAUGGAAUGGUCAGAUUUUCACUACUCUCCACUGGAAGAAUCUUUGUGUGGGCUUUUGUCACCCCAGUUCGAAAUGGACAAGGCAGAGUGGACUUCUGAAGAGAACAAGCUGUUUGAGAAUGCCUUGGCUGAAAUUGAUCCUGCUUCUCCAGCUUUCUUCGAGCAUGUUGCAUCCCGAGUUCCCUGGAAAUCCAUCCAAGAGAUCAAAAACCAUUACCAAGCAUUGGUUGAAGAUGUGGAGAUGAUCGAAUCAGGCCAUUUUCCACUUCCCAACUACCAAAACCUCGAUGAUCACGAGAAGCAAGAGGAGAUGGAGGCCAAGAAAGAGGACGGAUCCCCAUCGGUUGAAGCUAAAACCAGGAACGGCCAGCAAAGGCGGCGAGGUGUUCCGUGGACUGAGGAAGAACACCAGUUGUUCCUUAUGGGACUCAACAAGUACGGGAAAGGCGACUGGCGGAGCAUCUCAAGGUACUACGUCAUCACCAAGACCCCAACGCAGGUUGCUAGCCAUGCACAGAAGUAUUUCAGACGACAAACGAGCUCCACUCCAGUGGACAGGCGCCGCCCUAGCAUUCAUGACAUCCAGACCGUGAAUCCCACCACCUUCGCCUCAGUGCCCCAAAGGCAUGCGGCCAACAACACUCACCCAGAUAUGGACGAACCAAUUCCUUUCUCUUCUUGCAGCUUCAUUCCAAUGCUCAACCACAACUUCAAUGGAGGUGGUAUCAAUGUUGAGCAAAACCCUAUGUUUUUGCCACCCGUGAACUCCACUUCCUUUCCAUCUGCUGAUCCCCUCUUCAAUCAGACUUCAGCUGCCUAUCCUGCACCCUACAUGCUUCCAUCUUUCAGGAACCAACAAUGGGGUUAAUUACAUAUAAA
This is a messenger RNA of Sesamum indicum (sesame), 902 nucleotides long. Its product is annotated as transcription factor SRM1-like. The record is from RefSeq and is a predicted model, not a curated record. Gene Ontology annotation, molecular function: DNA binding. NCBI's taxonomy places the organism in Eukaryota, Viridiplantae, Streptophyta, Magnoliopsida, Lamiales, Pedaliaceae.